This is a messenger RNA of Trypanosoma grayi, 933 nucleotides long. RefSeq names its product short-chain dehydrogenase. The record is from RefSeq and is a predicted model, not a curated record. Gene Ontology annotation, molecular function: oxidoreductase activity. The transcript has a single exon. The coding region runs from base 1 to 933 and encodes 310 amino acids. Lineage: Eukaryota; Euglenozoa; Kinetoplastea; Trypanosomatida; Trypanosomatidae.
AUGGCAUUUCUUUGUGGCGUUCUCUCGGCCGUCGGUGCCGUGACGCUUGUCGCAGCCGCGGUGCAGCUGGUAAACUUCCUGCGCGUCAACCUCUUCGGCGGCGCUGACCUGAAGCGCAAGUACGCCAAGGCCGGUGACUGGGCCGUCGUGACGGGCGCGACGGAGGGCAUCGGCUACGCAAUGACGCUGGAGCUCGCGCGUCGCGGCUUCAACGUGUGCGUCGUCUCCCGCACGCAGUCGAAGCUGGACGGGCUCGUCGCGGAGCUGGCGAAGCGGGGCGUGCAGGGGCGAGCCAUCGCCUUUGACUUCGCUUCCGCCGGCGACAAGGAGUACAAGGAGCUCUUCGCUCAGCUCGAGAGUCUCAACGUGGCCAUCUUGCUGAACAACGUGGGCGUCAACUACACCUACGCCAACUACUUCGACGAGGUGGACCAGCAGGAGGACCUGCGCAUCAUCAAGGUGAACUGCGAGGCGACGAUGCGCAUGACGAAGUUCAUGGUGCCGCGGCUGAAGGCGAAGCGGGCUGGCGCCAUCGUCAUGCUCGCCUCCAUCUCUGCUGUGUCCCCGGCGCCGCUGCUGUCGACGUACGCCGGCAGCAAGGCGUUCUGCCUCUCCUUCGGCGAGAGUCUCGCGUAUGAGCUGAAGGAGUACGGCGUCGACGUGCUCGUCGUCACGCCGAGCCUCGUGGUGAGCCGCAUGACGCAGGGCGCGAGCAGCCGCAAGCCGCGCGAGUCCUUUAUGAUGGUCGGCGCCGCCGCGAUGGCGCGGCAGACGCUUAACAAGCUUGGCGUCGUUACGCAGACAGCGGGUCACUUCAACCACGCGAUCGUGAAGUCGAUCGUCAAGCUGCUGCCUGAGUCCUUCGCGGGCGCGAAGGUGCUCGCGAUGCACAAGAACAUCAAGCGCAUCGCGGAACGCAAGCGGGCGGAGUAG